CGCUCUUCAAUUACUUAUUUAAUGUCUGUCAAACAGCAGCAGCUUGGUGCCUAACAGGGCUAAUAAAUCCCAGGGCUAUACAUUGUGAGAAGCCCCUUGCUAAAUCACGCAUGGUUCAUGGUUUUCUUGUGUUCUUUUUAUUGAGUUGAAGUAACAUACAUAUCGCAAUUCAUUUGCUACAACCUCGGCGCCUCCCCUUGAUACUGUCUUUUACAUCUCGGGAGCCCAGCAAUGUUCGUGCCAAAGGCAGCUGCGGCUUCUCUUCGUAAUCCUCGAAGGCGUCAGCGUACAAGCUCUGAUGAGUCCGUCAACCCCCCGAAAGCCAAAAGGCAACGAUCCGUUCUGCGCUACGGAGACCUCGAAAGACCUUCAGAUAAUGAAACGGAGCAUGAAAUUCCAAAUGGACCAAUGGACCCCCGAGGACUUGUUCAGCCCAAUGAAUUGAACGCUAUGCCGGCAGAAAAGACUAACUCCCAAAAAAGUCUCUCAAUUAGAGGUCCAAAGAAACCUGAAAAGCGUGAUCAUGGAACUGACGGGACAGUUGUGCUUUCUAGAACAGAGUUCUAUGAUGUCUCUCAAUUGCCAACUCUACCCGAUCAAAUUCGCGGGCUCCAAUCAGAGCCUCUCAAGUGCUUCUUCGCAAAUGGCCACGGCUAUGCAUUGGCUCUGACGAGAUCCUACGCAGUGAUUUGGCCUUACGCAACAUCCGCCUCAUCGCCGUCUCCUAGUGAUGUUUUCACGCUUAUAAUUCCUGAGUCAUGUAGGGAUCCUAAUUCACAGAUUCCUCUUGGAAUCCUUUUAUCAACAGCGACAGCUGGGCCCCCGGGUCUGAUGGUCAUCAUGCCUUCUACGGGAAAGAUAAUAUACUGGGAAACUGUGUCGAGCGCCGCUUCGUUUGGAUUACCUAGACAGAAGCAAAAUGGACUUCAAGGGUCGAUUUCUGGCUUGCUAUCUGGCGAGUAUGCCAUAGAAGUUAUGAAUGCGGAACCCUCUGGCGUAAUCGCCACCUUUUCAUCCGGGAGAGUAGCCCAUAUAACUGUGCGAGACUCCCAAGGAAAGCCUACCGUGAUUGUCAAUUUCCUCCGAAGCUCAGCAGGUAGCAGCAGUGGUGGGUUCUUCGACGGCAUACGAAAUGUUCUGGGAGGUGGGUCUUGGAGAAAAGAAGUGGCUGCCGCUCGAGCUGGUGGAUCGCACCAACGGGGACAACGAGAUAUUAUAAUUGCUACAUCGACAGGUAUUUUUGAAGUUUGGGAUACACAUUGGAACAAUGGGAGCAUUCUCAAGAAGCAAUUUGAUAUCAAGCAAGAAUUGUCAUGCUCUUUGGGUUCAUCAUGUACAGAUGGGUCUGGUGAAUAUGAGCUCAAAAUCUUGGACUUCGCAUUCGCGGCAGGAGAUUUUGGUGAUGGACGGGAAUCGCCGACUUCUGCAGAAGAGUCAUGGCCCAUUUUUCUGGUUGUAGCACCACCUCGAAUAUCUGGCGCCAGAAACCUGUUCCUGGUCCAUCUAAUACUGUCGGACAAAACAAAUAUUUUAUCAACUCGUUCUAUUGACUUGCUUGGUAUAACCGCAAGUCCAGACGAUGUGAAGCCGAAGUUAUCCGUUCCUAGACCCGGUGAUACAGCAUUUAUUGUCAUCGAACAAUCAGUUAUCCUCCUGUCAUUGUCAGAGUUUGAAGAGUCACCAACUUCGCAACUUUUGGUCGAUUCUAAUCGACUACCGCAACCUUUUCACGACACUAUAAGUUUCCGGAGUGGGAAAGAAUAUGAAAUAUUGGGCAGUGGAUUUGAAGAUCAAACGAGUGAAGAUUCACACCCCGCUUGUUUGGUUAUGGUGCGAGGUUUUGGGAUCAUUCGCGUGACAGCUUUGCCUCGAGGAAACGCUGAAACCGAAGACGAGUAUGGGAGAAUAACCGCCAAACACAAGAUCGAGCAAGCUGUUUUCUACGGGACAAUACUGGAAAAUCCAUUGGAUUUGAUCAGUACAGGCGGCUUGAACUUUCCUGCUGAAGAGAUCGAGCAAGCAGCACUAGAAAUUUGCAAAGAAUUGCUACGAUCCGAGUCGAAGUUCAUUCCGAAUACAGCGAUCUCGGUUGACCAAAACCUAAGAUCCCGGGCAAAGGCCUUGGAUGAUCUCGCUGGGCUAUUAAUGCAACACACCAAGACAUUGAAUCCCCUGGCUUGGUGGGAACUUCUAUGGGGCGCCGAAAAACUGGCGGCCCAAAGAGCUAUGUGGAAAAUCGAGGAGGAAUCUAGGAGAAACAGCAGCGAGUGUUCAACAUUUUUGGCUCGUGUUAUUGACCUGAUGAGUGACAAAUUUAAAACAAAAUACGAGCCACAGAACGACGAUGGUGACACUGUACGCCACUGGUUCCUGCAUGACACCUUUCAAAUGGAGCAUAUCAUUCCAUGGAUUUUCAACGCUAUAAAGCCACAGAAAGGGGCCACCUCAAGACAAAGCCGGAAGAUGGCAGAUCAGAUACUGAAGGCCAGCGAACUUUCUUUAGCAGUACUGGAAACUGCUUUUCGAUAUCGCGAUGAGCGUGCUCGCUUUUACGGCAUAAAUGAAGGAUUCUUGGAAAAUGGUGUGCUGACUACCGGUUACGAGGGUCUCCCAGAAUUUUGGACGUCUCAGGCCAUGGGUUACAUUGAAACAGGCCACUUAUUGGACUUGGAACUCGAUAGCUCUAGGGCAUGGACCCAGCAAACGAUGCCGACUUCUGAGGUGCCCGACAAUCAAAUUGUGAAGAAGAUCUCAAAAAACAGUGCCAGGCAACUUCGCAUACUUGGACGGAUGCACUGUGAACGAGUAAAAUGGCUUUCUGCCCAGGCGGAUACUGGACUGAUGGACGAGGGUAUCGCUACGGAGCAAGCACAUAUCAAACAACGAAAGUGGCAAUUAUUCAAACUAGCGGGAAUUGGACAGCUGGAUGACGCAAUCAUUUUAGCUGAAGAAUUCCGAGAUAUGGGUGCGCUGGUGGAACUCAUCAUUGAACUCCAAGAUCAAACGAAAGGGCAACUGUUCCAGCAAGCCUCUUUGGGGGAUGCGACGCAUGCUAUUGAAAAUGAAACUGAUGAGCUUGGGAAUAAGAUCUCGCUUUAUUUCGAACGAUUUGGCGACUCGUGGGCAGAGGCUUUCUUUUCCCGCCAGAUAUCCAUGGGCCAAUCGGGUGUUUUGUUUGCCAUGAGAAAAUUCCAACCUUUUAUCACCCAAUUCUUACGGAAAUUUCCAGCUUACUCCCGGUUAAGUUGGAUCAAUGAUGUGAUCGGUGAGAAGGAUUACGAUGCCGCAGCUCGAUCAUUGGAGACCUUGGCCAUAGAACAUGAAUCAGACAUAUGGAAUCACCGUGUUGAGCUCUCCCUGGCGAAACUCAACAAAUUAGCGGCAUGGGAGAGGACUGCUGCAACUAGUCAGUCUACGCUUCAGGAAAACAUCAAGCGACUUGAAGAUUACGCUGAAAUAGACGCUGUUCAAGAAGUUGUUUAUGCACAUAUUGUGCCAGCGUUACAAGGCGCCAUUGACCAAAAAGCAGAAGUUGAUCUUGCAAUUGACCAUUUUGGGAAGGCCAUUGCUCAGGACAGACCUUCGCUCCAUGAGAUACUUAGUCACACUCUGACAAAGGUGAUCACUAGGCAGGUCAUUAGUCUUGAUUAUCUUAUUGAUUUACUGACACUUAUUGGCCCUGGUGACGUCCUUGGAUACGGUCAUAGCGAUUUCUUGGGCAAGGAGUUUUACUUGGCUCUUCGAAUCGUCCGUCUCAGUUCUUAUGCUCAAAAAGAUCCGCUAUACCAUGCUGCUCUGCAAAAAUUAGUAUGGAGAAGGUGCAUGAUUAGAGACAACUGGGAAGCAGCAGGGAAGGCUGCAGAGAAAAUGGGUGAUGGAGCGGAAUCUUUUGUCCAUGACACUGCUCUAUUUCGUACACUGGCCUUAUGUGUGAGAGAUAGAAACAGUGAAGAGGCCAAUCUUCAAUCUCUCUAUAUGCCUUUUUCCCCGUCUGAGGUCAUCCUGAGCAAGUCAGAUUCCGAUCUCUUGGUCUCACGUUAUCGUUCGGAGCAAAGAACCCGAAUUGCACGUGAUCUUGAUAGAGAAGAUGAGAUAUUUGGUGGAUAUCUUGAGAAGGGAGAACUUGGAUUCUGGUUCAAGAAUCUUAUCACUUCUGCAGAAGCAGCUGCAAUUUCUCCGAUGACCAGUGAAACUAUUGAACAGCCUCACUACGGUAACCAAGUCGAGCUUGAAUCCCCAUCCGCGGAUGUGUCAGGGUCAAAGGCUCAAUUAAAUUGGCUUUGAGUGUAUUGUUCGCCAUACGCUAUGAUAUUAGUUAAGAAGUCUAGUUUUCAGUACAAAUUUAGCUAUCAUGAUUGAUUUAUUGGUUAAUUAAUUGAAUCUUAGCCCUCUUGUAAAGUGACAGAGCCAGUGGCGGCUGUGCUGAUUGGCAGUAUGUAUGCUUUGUGAGAACGUGCGCUAAUACAGGUAUGCAGGUUUGAUAUUAUGACAACUAGUAUCAGCUACUAUUACUGUAUCAGCUACUAUUACUGUAUGAGCUACUAAUCAUAUGAUUAAGAGAAUAAGGUCUGAUUCUAUAGCAACAUAAGAAUAAGGGUGUUAUAACUGGUUGCCGCAUGGUGGUCCUAGUGAUAUCUUAUAUAACUCCC
This is a messenger RNA of Aspergillus wentii DTO 134E9, 4649 nucleotides long. RefSeq names its product putative nuclear pore complex subunit Nup133. Gene Ontology annotation, cellular component: nuclear pore outer ring. The coding region runs from base 232 to 4284 and encodes 1350 amino acids. NCBI's taxonomy places the organism in Eukaryota, Fungi, Ascomycota, Eurotiomycetes, Eurotiales, Aspergillaceae. Gene Ontology annotation, molecular function: structural constituent of nuclear pore; protein binding. The transcript has 4 exons. Gene Ontology annotation, biological process: poly(A)+ mRNA export from nucleus; protein import into nucleus; transcription-dependent tethering of RNA polymerase II gene DNA at nuclear periphery. The record is from RefSeq and is a predicted model, not a curated record.